UAGAAAGAAAAUUUCUAUAAAGAAUAUAUAAUUAUACAUUUAUUGAACAAGCAUAAUUCAUUAAUUUAGUUUAGUUUUAUUAGAUCUUAAUAAAAGCAGAUAUUCAACAAUAUUUGGCCUGAUUAUUUGUGCUAUUAUAUAUAAACCCAAAUCACGAAAAUUUCAACUUUUCCAUUUUUAUGGACGAAUUUUACUACGUUCGCGAGAGUUUAUAACUAGUGAAUAGGAUUUUGUGUUAUUUUGUGAAAAUAUGAAUAUCAUUGCUGGAGAACCCGUUCCGCCUGGUUUUGAAGAUGAAAUAAAUCGUGACCCUCAAAUCCAAAAGGCGAUUGAUCAAUACAAAGGUAAUGCUCUUGUUGGACUUGAGUAUACACUUGAAUUGCAUGAGGAUGACCGUCGUGAGCCGGGUUACUUUUGUGUACUUUGUGAUAAGCGUGGAGAUCCACGCACCAUAAUGCAGCACUGGACAUCUUAUAAUCAUCGUCUAAAGUAUCUAGAAAAACAUUUCCCAACGGCGGUUCGUGAAUUCAAUCCCGUAAAGUACAAGCCGAAUUCGCAUCAGAUUCUUUUGAGUGUUGUGCAAAAAUUAUCUAAAGCUAUUGAGGAUCACCAUGGUCGUUUAAAAUUAUUGGUUGCCAAUAGCGAUGAUUUUCGUCGUAUGAAAGCAAAAUUUGUUGGAGAAAUUAAUAAUAAGUUCCAUUUCGACGAACGGAAUGGCCCAAACUUUCUUGAUGUGAUUGACAGGUCUCUUUGGGAACCCAUUUCGACUGCAACCACAAAUAAGAUGGAACAAACGUUACAAAUAACUAUUAAAGCUCCAAAACGUAUAAAUGAAGAUUUUUCUAUGAAAUCAAAUCGCGAUGACUUGGACGAAAUUUCAAGUGACUCCGACGGACAGUCAAGUUCAAAGAAAGUAAAAAAGCGAGAACAAUCUCCCGCUUAUCGAGUGUUGCCGCGGGUUCGACGUUCGCCGCCUUUCGAAGAGGAACGAAGUGAAGAGCGUAAGGAAGCCGAAAAGAAACUUCCAACACCAAAAGAAUUAUCCCUGCAAGCUUCGCACAUUGCUCAGGAAAAAUAUAAGUGGGAAAAAUAUAGAUGCAUGCUUGAUAUACAACUUAAACAAAUGGAAGAAGUGCAACAAGAUUAUGAUAAGAACCCGGAAAAACAUCCUCUGUAUCCUGAUGAAUGGAAGAAGUUCUGGAAUCGACGUUAUAAGGAGUUACAGAUAGAAAAGAAGACAGAUCCCAAUAAAUACGAUUACAAACCUGAAUGGAUUACUUUCUGGACUAAACGUAUGAAGGAUUUAUUCAAUGCUGAAGUAGAAAAAAAGAAGAAAGAAAUUAAAGUGAAAAUUGGUUUGCCAGAAAAUGCCGAGGAGAUGGUCGACCAACUGAAGGAAAAAUACAAAGUACAUAUUGCGCGAAAUGCAGUUGGUGUAACGUCUGGUGGCCACGUUUUAGGACCAAAGGUUUCCGAUCGUGGUAUUGACAUUGCCAAAAAACGGUCCAAAGCUUCGGGCGAUAUUAUAAAUAUAAGUGACGAUGAAUCUCCGGUUCGCGGUCGAGGUCGCCGUACACGAACACGAACACGUUCACGUUCCCAUUCUCGUUCACGACGACCCCGAUCCAAGUCGCCACGUAACUCACGCAGUCGCGAAUAUAAGCGGUCGCGUGAUCGAUCCUCUUCAUUGUCAAAAAGUCCACUUUCGGAUGAUUACAAUGCGUAUCCUAUGCAUUCCCAGCGUCAUCGCCAUCCAUCACGAGGUUUUGCACCAUCGGUUGAAAGUGAUUAUUUCAGUUCAUCGUAUCCACCACGCGGGAGAUAUGCAGCAGUACCGUCUUCAGCGCAUUAUGGUGGAUCAGCACAUUAUCGCAUUCUCGAACCUCACCAGUAUCCAAAAUAUGAACGUUCACCAUCUCCGAAUUCUAAAUCUGCAACGACCAGAGAAGAAGCUGAACCUGAAAACGAUGGGCCGCUGACGGUUGUUGCAGUAUUGCGUUUGCUUACAGCUCUUGAGGACCAUCUGGGCAGUCUUGGACCAAAAGUAGUAGAUUUAUUGGGCAAAGCUUUGGCAUUGGAGAAGGUGAAGGCCAAUUCGGCAGACGAUUUGUUGUUGAAUGAGGAUCACGUCGUAUUUUUUGAAACAAUCAAAGAGAAAUUGAAAGGUAUAAUAAUUGCGGACGUGCUAGACGACCAACAAAAAAUCCGAGCUGUUAAGAAAGCUAUAAAAAAUAUUGCGACCGUAAUUCACCAAGUUUCUUCAAAAGGUAACUCAUCAAAUAUUAAUAACCCUGAGGUUGCAAACACUAACGAUAACGGCGAAUCAGCCAAUAAAGUGAACCCAUUAAAGAAAUCCGACAGUGUUAGUAUUAAAGAAUUACCAUUUGACCGCCAACUUAUUUCCACCAAAUUGGCUGCCGCUUUAGUUUUUCAAGGACGCGAGGAUGUAUCCACCGAGGAUAUGAAUAAGUUGAUUUUCUUAUUCCUUUUAUUCGUGAAACUAUCGAAAGAAAAACGAGAAAUAGAUGGUAAAGCUUUACAACUCGGAGGUUUGUUAGCCCAAUUAGGUAUAUAUGUACCAGCGUCGUCCACACCGACAUCUGCCGCAUUGGCUGCCUUACCAGGUAUUGUGGAAGAGUUAUUGGAAAAUGAAAUGAGUGUCGGUAGUGUUCGUGGCCACAUUAAUGAAAACGAUGCUUCAAAUGAGACAGUCGAUAAAGAAACAAAGAAUGAUGGUGCUGGCAACAUGUUGGAAUCUUUAACCGACUCUGAUUUACAAACGCUAUUGCAAAACUUUAAGCACUUAUCGAGUGAGGAGCAACAUCAUUUGAUAGCACAUCUAAAAAAGUUGGAAACAGCUGAUCCAAUUCGUGUUGAGAAACUGAGAAAAUUUGUUAAUCUGGCUGACCUAACAGGCGCUGCUUAUUCAUCACCAUCAGCUGGUACAAGUAAGUCCAAUCACCGAGAAAGGUCGCGUACUCGUGAUAGUCGUUUUGAUGAUUCGCCGGUUCCAAGUAGUAGCCGAGGACGUAGUCACCACGACGAUGAUGAUUAUGAUGAUCGCCGUCGUGGUGCCAGUGCUUCUAAUCCAAAUAGAUUUAGUCUAGAUGAUGAAGACGAGGAUGAUGAUUAUAAUGUAGAUGAUGUGUUUAAGGCAGCGUUCCGCAAAGUAAGUGACAAUUCACGUCAAUCUAAAGCCGACUCCAUGUUGUCCCACGAGCCCAGUACGUCUCGCUCCCUAAUGAAGCCGGCGCCUGUACAAGCUCCAGCACCUAUUGUUCCGGUGUCAUCUUCACCGAAUGCGUUGACCUUUAAUCGUGCUGGCCUUAAUAUAUCUCUGAGCGAUACGCAAAAUUUGAUUGCCAAUUUGAUGGGCUCAUUGCAACAGAGUAAUUCAAAUCAGAAAAACAACAUUAAAACGACACAAACAAAUGAUGGCAAAGGACAACAGAUACCGACCAGAUCAAAUGUGCCAAUUCCGCCCAAAGUUCCGAAAAAUCCAACAAUGCAACAGCAGCAAAACCCAUCAGGGCCGUCAACUACUAUGCCUUACUAUCAACAAGGUCAGCAGCCACAGCCGCAAGCAUAUCCAGGCGGUGGUGGCUACAAUCAAAUGGGUGCGAUGAAUAAUCAGUCAUAUUAUAAUACUAUGGGCUAUAAUAACAGUGGCGGACCUGGUUAUCCGGGCUACCAACAAUGGGGUAUGGGAGAUGGUCAGCAAUACGGCAUGCAAAAUUUCAUGGGACAGCAACCACAAGGUCCUCCGCAAAAUAUGGGCUACAAUAAUGUGUAUGGCCAAGGCCCUCAUUAAAUUUUGCAAGCAAUAAAUAUCGACUAAGAAUAAAAGCUUUUACGUCUCUCUCGGUACGUAUGUACUUAUACGAAUGCCGAAUAUUUUCAAAAUUAAAUAAACGGAAUUUGUUAUUUCAGGAUAGCUAAAAAGACUCGGAAACUAAGUACUUUAUGUCGAAUAGGUAUCGUAUUUUGCAAAUAAAAAUGAACAUUGUACACGUACACUUUAAGAUUUCUAGCAAAAAUGUAUAUAUCAUGUAUGCUAUAUGUGACUAAAAAGUUGUAUUAAGAUGUGACUUUUUCGCAUGGUGAAUAUGAUUUCAGCUUUUGAAUACCUAUAAGGGUAUCUUAUAGGCCCAAGUUCGUUAUAUUAAUGUAUGCGUUUAUAAUUUUUAUGACUUCUUUCUUUAAAAAUAUCUGAUUGUUUUGCAGUCAUUCACGAUUUUUUUAUGAAAAAUUCGAAUAUUUGAAAAUAUGAGAAAACCUGUUUUAAAAUUUAAUUGCCGAUUUAACCGGCAUCGGGGUGAAAUAUAACAAUAAAUGCAACUAUAUUUUAGUGUUCUGUGAUAUAAUAUGGAUACGUAUAACGGUAAGUAUAAGUUGUAAAAGUUAUAAAAAUUUAAAACACAAACACAGUUGUGCCGGUAGAAAAUGUUUGCUGUCAUAUUAGAUUCAGAAAUAUAGCUGAAGUGAGAGUUUCUGACCAUAUAUAAAUAUGAGUAUUUUUUCGUCAAGCAGGGCCUCAUGUCUUGAAAAUGAAUAAGUGCAGAAUCAGUUUGAAUAUAUUUUGAAGUUCCAAUAUAAAAAUAAUAAUUAUUCCCAAUCCUUAUGUACAAGUGUAUUACAUUUUAUGUGCAAUUUGAUGCAUUAAAGUCCAAAGCGCUUAUAAUAUAUAUAGUAUAUAUUUAAUACUAUGAUUGCUUUAUAAAAAAAGUACUUGGGAAAAAUUGAACGUGAGGGAACCUAAUAAAUAUUACUCUUCUAUGGCUGUACUCUAUCUUCACUUUAAGCUUCUAUUACAAUUUGUCAUAUAUUGUUGUUUUAACUUGGCAUUAGUUUAUAUAUUGAUAAGUGCAUAUUUGUCUUUAGUAACAUAACAAUUAAUAAAUACUUUUAAACUAUUAUAUAUCAUACACACUUUAAAUUUUAUACUAAUUCGAGAAUGCAAUGCCGCAAUAACAAAAGAGCUGCACAGAAAACUAAAAUCGCUCUUGUACCGUCGCCGACUGUUGAUGAAGAAGUGGAGAAUGUGGAGUACUUAGAUGAGUGUGUUACAGAUGACAUCGAAGAGGUCAGUGGAAGUGCCCAUAACAGUCCAGCACAACACCUCGUUAAGACGGAAACUACGUUGGAGGAUACUUUUUAUCCGAAUGCUGUACACUGUCUUAUAGCACUGUAUCGCAAUAAGUAUGAAAAGAAGAUGAAUGAUCCUCAAGAAAUUCAAAAAUUAUACGAAAGCGUCUGGGAAGACAUUUCCAAAGAUAUGCGAGAGAGCUAUUUUGACUUUGAUGCCCAACAAGUGCGGCAGAAGUUUACACAGCUUCGCCGACAGUAUUUUUGUGUUUCUUCCAAAAAGGAAGCAGACGAAUUUGUUUAUUUUCAACCACUUCACGAAAUUUAUAAUGACAAAUUAAUUUUAAAUACAAUAAAUAAUGAAAAGCUUCCGCUAACUGCACGUAAAAACAAGCACAUUCGAAUACACCGAGAUGAUGCACUAUUCAAUUUACAGAUUGAAACGGAGACACGUGCCAUUGAAGAGAGGCCAAAACACACGGAGGAAAUCUCAGUUGAUGACCACAACAGAAAUAUAGAGUGUAAGGACGGUUCGGUAGUUACAAAUUAUAAACGUGAGCGAAGCGAAUCAAAAGAAACUCCACUUACGAAUUUACGCUAUUCAAAGCGGAAAUUGCCUAAUCCACAAACAGAGAGGAUAUCGAAUACAAAGGAGAAAUCCGUUGUUUCCGGUGAUAAAAAGGUUGAUAUGACACUUGCGGAUUACAAUGAUGCUCAACAGCGACGACAUGAAGAAAAAAUGAGCUUGCUGAGGCAGACACUUUUAUUGCAAGAACGGGCUUUGGAUAUACAAAAUAAACUUUUAGAGCAGAUAAUUAAUAGAGUCAAAUGAUUUUCUGAAGCCUACAUUUUUGAGUGUUGCAUAACUAAUAUGUGCAAAAUCUGUUAAAUAAAUAGAUCUCAUUUGUA
Molecule: messenger RNA, 5994 nt
Organism: Zeugodacus cucurbitae (melon fly)
Lineage: Eukaryota; Metazoa; Arthropoda; Insecta; Diptera; Tephritidae
Exons: 2
Coding region: 251-3811 (1186 amino acids)
Source: RefSeq, a predicted model, not a curated record